UAUCAAUUCAAUCCUUCUCUUUCUAAAUUCUAGCCAUUGUUUUGCAGAACGAAUUCUCCCCAAAAUCUUGUUUUCUCUGAAGAAAAAAAAAGGACGUCCUUCUACUAUAAUUCGCUUUUGCCUUUAGCCUAAUUCGUAUUUUCUUGUCAUCAAUAGUGGAGAAGAAAAUUCUAGAAGUUGCAACAAUUAGUUUGGAUGAAAAUCUAGCUGGGUUCGUCUUCCUUUAGCUCCAUAUAAGAGGUGAAGAUCUUUUCCCCAUGGAUUCUUCGAACAUUGAUAGUACUUCUCAAAAUGCAACUGAAUCGUAUACUGCUUUUAUUCGCCAACAACAAAACCAAAGACAGGCAAAUAGGAGGAAUCAAAUUCAAAGUCCACGCGUUGAUCGUCGUAAAAGAAUAAAUAAUUCCACGUUGCAUCCUAAUUUUCAGGCUUCUACUUCAAAUAAAGCACGUACUAAUAUUGUUCAUUCUAAAGUACGAGGGAUUUCUAACCUAUUAAACAUACCUACUAAUGCAUAUGUAUUACCGACAUGGAACUAUUGUGAACAUUGUGGUGCGCGAAAAUUUUAUCGAGAAACUAAAGGGUUUUGUUGCUCUGAUGGAAAAGUUAAACUUUGUAUGCCUGAUUCACCAACUGAAUUGUAUAAUUUAUUUACUUCUAAAGAACCUGAAUGCAUGGAGUUUAAGAAAAUUUCACGUGGAUAUAAUAACCAUUUUGCAUUCACUUCAUUUGGUGUAAAGUGCGAUACAGACCUUUUUAGAGCAUAUAAAGGUAUUUACACAUUUAGAAUUCAGGGACAAGUAUAUCAUUAUGUAAAUCAACUUCUGCCGGAAAAUAAUCAGCCUUCUUAUAUGCAAUUAUAUUUUUAUGAUACGAAUAACGAAGUUGAAAAUCGUAUGAAAAUUUCAGAAAAUUUUGUUGAAUCUACUUUGAUCAUUUUGAUUGAAAUCUUGAAAGUAAAUCCGUAUAGUAGAUUCUUUAGGUCUUUAAGUAAUAGGACCAACUUGCACGACCAUCGAAUACAAAUAAGAUACGAUCCUGGACUUGAUCAAAGAGUCUUCAAUACUCCUUCAGCAUCUCAAGUAGCCGCUGUAUGGAUUGAGGAUGAUGAAAAUGCAAAUAUUCGUGUUCGUGAUAUUACUAUAUAUGGUCAUUCUGGUGAUUCACAUAAGGUUCACUAUUAUUAUGGUUAUUAUGAUCCUUUGCAAUACCCUUUGCUUUUCCCAUUUGGAGAACCUGGUUGGCAUGAAGGUAUUCAGAGAUACAAAAAAACAUAUUUUGAAACUCAGAAUUUACCCGAUUGCGUAGCUUUUCCUAGCACAGUAAAUUUUGCAACUGAAAUCAUUGCAAAUGAGGCUCAAGUAUUCAAUGGAAUGAGGAAACGAUCACAGGUUUCUUGCCGCGAGUACUAUUCUUACAAGUUACAAAUUAGGCCUUCUAGUAAGUCUGUGUUGCUUCAUACUGGUAGACUUUUUCAACAAUAUGUUGUAGAUAUGUAUGUUAAAAUUGAAACUGCCAGAUUAGACUAUUUUCGUAGCAAUCAGAAACAAAUUCGUGCUGAACUUUAUCAAGGUAUUGUGGAUAGUGUUCAAAAUGGUGAAACAAGAGGGUCAAAAAUUGGAAAGAAGAUUGUUCUACCACAAACUUUCACAUGUGGGCCUAGAGAUAUGCUUAAAAGAUAUUUAGAUGCAAUGGCUAUCGUCCAACGUUAUGGAAAAUCAGAUAUAUUUCUAACUAUAAUAUGUAAUUCAAAUUGGCCAGAAAUUAUGCAAGAACUCAAACACAAUGACGAAGUUCAAAAUCGACCAGAUUUAAUUGCAGGUAUAUUUAGAGCAAAAUUGGAAGAGUUAAAGAACGAUUUAUACAAAAAAAAUAUUUUUGGUUCAGUUGUUGCUCAUAUAUACAUGAUUGAAUUUCAAAAAAGAGGGCUCCCUCAUGCCCAUUUAUUGUUGAUUUUCAACUCUGCCCAUAAAAUUUGUUGUGCUGAACAAGUUGAUAUGAUAGUGUCAUGUGAAAUUCCCGAUAAGAAUAAAUACUUGCAUCUUCAUUCUGUAAUUGCAAAACACAAUAUGCAUGGCCCUUGUGGAAACCUUAAUCCAAAAAACGUAUGUAUGUUGGCAAGUAGUGGUUGUAAAAAUAAAUAUCCUAAGGAUUAUUGUAACAGUACUAUAUUUGGUGAUAAUUCAUAUCUCUUGUAUAGACAUCGUGAUAAUGAUCAUCAGCACAUAACUUAUAAUAGUAAAGAUGAUUUAUCUUUUAUUAUUGGAAAUGAGUAUACGAGAAGAACAAUGCCAACUGAAUUUUUUCGGAUGAAUGAAGUAAAUGAAUUUGCUCGAACGCUAUUGUAUCGAGAUUUUCCAACACAUUUUGUGUGGAAUGCAACUGGAAAAACUUGGACUCCCAGAAAACAACACAUUGUUAUAGGGCGAAUCGUGACAGUUAAUCCAUCCGAAGGAGAACGUUAUUUCCUUCGUGUUCUUCUGAAUCAUAUUAAAGGUCCAACAUCAUAUGACAGUUUUAAAACUUUAAAUGGAGUAACAAUCAAUACAUAUCGAGAAGCAGCACUUUUACAUGAUUUGUUAAAAGGAGACAAUCAUUGUGAAGAAUGUCUAUUUGAAGCCAUUAUUUACAAAAUGCCCAGUUCUUUAAGACGUCUUUUUGCUACACUUCUUACACUUUGCAACCCUAAUCAUCCAAAGUUAUUGUGGGAUAAAUAUAAAGCCUAUAUGAUUGAUGAUUAUGUACAUCGAAACAUAUGUGUUAGUGAUGCUGAAAUACAAGUUUUGGAAGACAUCAAUUCUAUAUUAGAAUCGUCAGGAAAAAAUGUAAAUGAUUAUGGAAUAGUUUCAUUCUUUGUAAAUAUAGAUGAGACUCAAAGAUUGGCAAGAAUGAUUGCAGAGGAAACAAUGAAUUUUAAUAUUCAACGAGACUUUAAUUGUGUAGAGAAAUUCAAUAAAGAACAACGAUUUGCAUAUGAUAAAGUUAUGGAAAAAGGGGAACGGGGAAGACUUUUUUUAUACAAAGCACUUCUAACUGCUGUAAGAGGUCAACAUUUCAUUGCUUUGGCAACAGCGUCUUCUGGAGUCGCUGCGUCUCUGUUAUCUGGAGGUCGCACAGCUCAUUCAAGAUUUAAAAUUCCUUUAGAAACAAUUGGUGAAGUGAAUUGUUCUGUUAGCAAGCAAUCAGCUUUAGGAAUAAUGUUGAAAAUGUCUAGGUUAAUAAUUUGGGAUGAAGCGCCUAUGGUAAAUCGUUGCGCUAUUGAAGCUGUAGAUAGAAUGCUUAGAGAUAUUACUGAUUGUAACUUACCUUUCGGUGGGAAAGUGAUAGUUUUUGGAGGAGAUUUUCGACAGGUUCUUCCAGUGGUACCGAGAGGGAAAAAAGAUGAUGUAAUGAAAGCUAGCUUGGUCUUUUCAGACCUAUGGCCUUCCUAUUUACGUUUACCAUUGGUUGAGAAUAUGAGGGCAAAAUCAGAUGCUAUGUUCUGCACUUACUUACUCAGAAUUGGAAAUGGAACAGAAGAAGAACAUACUUGUAAGUGUAUUAUGCUUCCGAAUAGUAUAAUUCUACCAUUUGAAGAUGAAAUCACAUCUUUAAAACUUUUGAUACAUUAUGUUUUUCCAAAUAUACAGGCAUAUGUUGACAAUUUACAUAAUAUGAUAAAUAGAGUUAUUCUUACACCUACGAAUGAAUGUGUUGAUUAUAUUAACAAGAUUUUACUCGAACAAAUUCCCGGUGAUUUUUCCACAUACUAUAGUUUUGAUGAAGCAAUUGACAAAUCGGAACAAAGCUUGCACAAAGAUUUCUUGAAUACUUUGACACCAAAUGGUAUUCCACCGCAUGAAUUGAAACUUAAGGUAAAUUGUCCUGUAAUGUUAUUACGGAAUAUUAAUCCUUCCGAAGGAUUACGCAAUGGAACACGCCUUACUUGUCGAAAAUUUGAGAAAAACGUAAUUCUUGCUGAAAUUACAACUGAUGAGUAUUGUGGGAAAUAUGUUUUCUUACCAAGGAUUCCUUUUAUACCUCUUCAAAGUAAUCGAAACUCAAUUCAAUUUAAGAGAACUCAAUUUCCAAUUAGAUCGUGUUUUGCAAUGACAAUAAAUAAAGCACAAGGUCAAACACUUGAUUUUGUCGGUCUAUAUCUUCCAGAACCAGUUUUCUGCCAUGGUCAGCUAUAUGUAGCAUUAUCAAGAGCAACAACGAGCACAUCUCUAAAAGUUUUAUUGAAACCAUCAAGCAUGGACAACUCACAUAAUACAUGGCCUAGCUCUUCUUCUUCUUCUCUUUUUCUUUUCGAGUUAGCAGAGGAAGGAUUAAAUGCUAAACAUGGUGUUACUUUGAGCACACCUACGUCUUUUAGCAAUCCCGUUGCUGGAGGUAAUAAUAGUAUGGACAUGGGGGUAGUUGUUCGCUCUAGCAAACCUUUCGCAAUGGUUGAUGAAAUUGCAAGAGGAUCUUCAGCAGCAGCAGAUAGCUUACAGCUUGGAAAUCAAAUUUUAUGGGGCAAGGUAUUUUCAUAA
Olea europaea var. sylvestris is the source of this 4517-nucleotide messenger RNA. RefSeq lists its product as uncharacterized. Lineage: Eukaryota; Viridiplantae; Streptophyta; Magnoliopsida; Lamiales; Oleaceae. The record is from RefSeq and is a predicted model, not a curated record. The coding region runs from base 258 to 4517 and encodes 1419 amino acids. Gene Ontology annotation, biological process: telomere maintenance; DNA repair. The transcript is spliced from 9 exons. Gene Ontology annotation, molecular function: DNA helicase activity.